Polypterus senegalus (gray bichir) is the source of this 4175-nucleotide messenger RNA. RefSeq names its product solute carrier family 27 member 4 (gene slc27a4). Gene Ontology annotation, biological process: medium-chain fatty acid transport; long-chain fatty acid import into cell; response to nutrient. Bases 394 to 2325 code for a protein of 643 amino acids. Gene Ontology annotation, molecular function: long-chain fatty acid-CoA ligase activity; long-chain fatty acid transmembrane transporter activity. The record is from RefSeq and is a predicted model, not a curated record. Lineage: Eukaryota; Metazoa; Chordata; Cladistia; Polypteriformes; Polypteridae. Gene Ontology annotation, cellular component: microvillus; plasma membrane; endoplasmic reticulum membrane. The transcript is spliced from 13 exons.
CUCAGGCAGACCCCGCCUCCGGAUCGUAGAUCAUUUGCUCGCUCCCCCGUCAGUCAUAUAAGCCAAAUAUGCCGGUUUAUGCGGCGGAGGGGCAGGCUCUACAGCACUAGUAGAAAGGUCAUUAGAGAUCUUUCUAAUAUAUCCGCGAAUUCCUGUCACAAUGGAAACAACGCAAAGAUCAUGACUUACAUGGUGUCAGCAUGGGGACAAAGUCGACCUGACGCGUAACACUGCAGCAGUCUUAGCUGCGUCUGUAAAUCAGGAUCUUGGAAAAUGAUCGCUUGGGACGUAUAGAGAAGGUUGAAGGUGUGUGAAGGGGCUCCGGUCAACAAGAAAAAAAAAAGCAGAAAUCGGGUUUCGAAUUUAUUUAAGAAAACAAGCAAAGGGUAAAAGAUGUUAAGACUGGCAAGCUGCACAACACUGCUGUUCCUGCUGCUGAGGGUAGCGGGCCUGGCCUGGUCCCAAGUCUUUCCUAGCCUUCUCAUUUUCUACCUGGGAGCAGGUGGCUGGAGGUUUCUGCGCAUCAUUAUUAAAACCCUUCGGAGAGACCUGCAUGCGGCCUGGGUCCUCCUCCAGGUUAAAUAUAAUGUGAAGCGCAGCUUGCGAGAAGGCAGAACAGUGCCCAAGAUUUUUGCUGAGAUAGUGAAACGACAUCCCAACAAGCCAGCCUUAAUCUUCGAUGUCACAGGUGAAACUUGGACCUUCCAACAGCUGGAUGAAUACUCCAAUCGGGUGGCACAUCUUCUUUCAAAGGAGGGUUUCCACGAAGGAGAUGUGGUGGCUAUCUUCAUGGAGAACUGUAAUCAGUAUGUUGGACUGUGGCUGGGAAUGGCAAAGAUUGGAGUAGAGGCUGCACUCAUCAACUUCAACCUGCGACUUGAUGCCCUAGUCCACUGUGUGAACAUCUCCAAUGCUAAAGCUGUGGUGUUUGGCAGUGAACUUUCGACAGCAAUGCAGCAAGUGCAGGCUUCUGUGGGGACAGCAGUGAAACUUUUUUGCUGCGGCGAAUGGGACCCAAAGAAGGUACUUGAAGGGACUGAGCAGUUGGAGCCUUUGCUGGAAUCAUCUGCCUCCCACCAGCCAAACAUUCCACAGAGAGGUUUCACAGACCGUUUAUUCUACAUUUAUACAUCUGGGACAACAGGAAUGCCAAAGGCUGCAAUUGUCGUACACAGCAGGUACUAUCGUAUGGCGGCCUUAGUCUAUUAUGGUUUUGGGAUGCGUUCUGAUGAUAUCCUUUAUGACUGCUUACCUCUUUACCAUUCUGCAGGUAACAUUGUUGGAAUUGGUCAAUGCCUUCUACACGGAAUGACUGUGGUCAUCAAGCGCAAGUUCUCUGCCUCUCGUUUCUGGGACGACUGCAUCAAGUACAAGUGCACUAUUGUUCAGUAUAUUGGCGAGAUCUGUCGCUACCUGUUAAACCAACCAGUACGGGAGACUGAGCGACAGCAUUGGGUUCGAAUGGCACUGGGUAACGGCCUGCGCCUUUCAAUCUGGGAGGAGUUUGUCAAACGGUUCAAUGUGCCACAGAUAGCGGAGUUCUAUGGGGCAACAGAGUGUAACUGCAGCCUGGGAAACUUUGACAACAAGGUUGGAGCGUGUGGAUUUAACAGCAGCAUUCUGCCAUUCAUCUACCCGAUCCGGUUGGUGAAGGUGGAUGAAGAGACUAUGGAGCUGAUCAGAGGGCCUGAUGGGGUGUGCAUACCCUGCAAAGCAGGUGAACCUGGUCAGCUUGUUGGGCGGAUCAUUCAGAAUGACCCUCUGAGGAGAUUCGAUGGCUAUGUGAACCAGUCUGCAACCAGCAAGAAAGUGGCACAGGAUGUCUUCAAGAAAGGGGACAGAGCAUAUCUCUCUGGUGAUAUUCUCGUUAUGGAUGAAUAUGGUUACAUGUACUUCAGAGACCGCACAGGGGACACAUUCCGAUGGAAGGGAGAGAACGUAUCUACAACUGAGGUGGAAGGAACACUCAGCCGAAUCUUGGACAUGACUGAUGUCGUGGUCUAUGGGGUGGAGGUGCCAGGGAUUGAGGGGAAGGCUGGAAUGGCAGCUAUUGCAGAUCCAAGUAAUGGAAUAGAUCUGGAGAAAUUUGUAAAAGAUGUGGAAAAAGAACUGCCCUCUUACGCUCGACCAGUCUUCAUCCGUUUGCUCCCUGAAGUUAACAAAACUGGAACCUACAAGUUCCAAAAGACCGACCUCCGACAUGAAGGAUUUAACCCUAAGGUCAUUUCUGACCGACUUUACUUCUUGGACUCUAGCAAAGGGAAAUACGUCCCUCUGAACGAGACCCUCUUCCAGGGCAUCCAGUCAGGGAAGCAGAAGCUGUGAAUGUGCAACACUUUCUUUUGAUUACCUCAAUCUACUAGCGUGCUAGUGAAAUGGAAGGGAAGGGGUGAAGGGGGAAGAGUGUAGUGGGGGAAAGGGAGGGUGCAAUGCAAGGGAUUGAGAGCUCAGUGUGGCUCUAGCACUGUAAGGGGUCAAAUAUUUCUAAAAGUCAUAUGUACAUACAUAGAUAUUUGCAAAAAAAGUUCUCGGAGGGAGGGAUUCACAGGUGGACCACAUUUACAAGAUCAAAGCCAAUCAGAAACCAGAGAAGGGAUUUUUAUUUAUUAUCGUUUUUGUUGGACUGGUGUCCUGGCCAGGGUUGGUUCCUGAAUUGCACUACUUGCUACCAGUACAGACUCUGCCUCACCGCGACCCUGGGUUACUCUUCUCAUGCUUACACAGUCGGCCCAUUCAGGGGGUGUCCUUACCUUGACGCCUGAUGCUGCUGGGAACGGCUCCGUCUCCUCCUAACUCAGAACGGGAUUCAGCUGCUCUGGAACACAAAUGAUUGAUUAUUACUGAAUCCUGUCCUGGUUUGAACCUCUGGUUCAUUUCUUCUUUCAGGGCUGUAGAAGUUGUCCCCUAUAAGAUGAAAUUACAGCAAAUCACUGACUAUUGGAAAUGACAGCUAUUAAAAAUCAAAAUUCACCACAAUUAAUUUAUUAUACAAAGUGUGUUCAGGGUGAUUUUUUUUAUGGUCUAGGGAUAUUUUACAUGUCCAGCCAAUUUAAGCCAAUAUGUAAAUGGUGUAAAAAAUAAAUAAACAUGUAAAUAAGUUACAAACCAACAUAUUUACAGUAAAUGGGUAAACAAGAAAUAAGCACAGUUGCACUAUUUGCAGCUUUUUCACUUUAUGCUUUGGUGGCUUUGCUUCAUUAAAAAUUUAUUUCUGUGUCAUCACAAGGGGCUCAAAUAUCCUCAAGGAACAUUAAGUAUUAUUUAGCGUCAAUUCUGGCCGUCGUGUAAAUAAAAUUAUUUUUGUAAGGAUGAUUUUAUAUGGAUGGCGUAAAGGAGGCAUGCAGGUCUUAUAACUGUAGGAACCUGGAUUAACAUUUCAAGCCGUGUCGUGGUCUCGGUAACGUUUGCCUCUUCUCCCACCGGUCACGUGCGUUUUCUCAGCUUUCUUUCCAAAUCCCGCAAUGGCACAUUAGGCUGAACGGCUUUUGUAAACUGGCCAUGUAGAGUGUGAGUGUAUCCUGCAAUAAACAGGAGUCCAGGCCAAGGCUGGUUUCUCCAUUGAAAUGUUGUCAUUACUACUGUCAUAGGUGUCUGUGUGUGAGGUGAGCCUCUCUUCUGAAACUUGAAAACAUUCUAGACAUUCUGUACACAAGUCUUGUGCUGCGUCUGUAGAUGAUUUACGCUUGCUGUUUUUCAGAUUUUUUUUAAUCACCCCUUUUUAGCAGACUUACAUGUUAAAUGUACCCUUUGUGAAUAAUAUUCUGUCAUUUUUUGAUGACCAAGGACUGAGCUUGUACUUUUGUAAUGAAUCAUUGGAGACAGAGGGCCAAACGGGAUUCCAUGUUUACUCAUGACUAGCCAAAGUACCGGCAUUGCCUGGAUAUGUUUAUAUACUGUAAGUGGUUAAGGUAAGAAAGCAAAUGUUUGUGUUUAUUAAAUGCUUACCCUUUUGUCAUUGCUGGCUGAAAUGCCAAUGUCCCGUCCAUCAUCUACUCUACCUCUCAUCAAUUUCUCUGCUCCCACAAGUCCAAAAUGUGUUCUUUCUGUGUAUGACUGGAUUCCAUAAUCGCGGUAACUCCUUUCUGGGUUGGAACACACUUCUUUGUGUUUCUGGUUUACUGUAGUUUCCUGAACAGAUGUUUAAUCCCACAUUAAUAAACUGGAUGGCCUGUUGA